CGACGCUAGUUUGUGAAUAAGUCUCCUAUCUAUAAGGAAGCGCAAUUUAAAACUGACAAACCUACGAGAUAGACUUUAUGUAUCUGGGAAGGGGGAGAGAGAAACUCUUUUAUCCUUAAGGUCUGAAACUAGAGGCCGAAAAUGUUUGAAAAUUGUUAUAAGCUUCCACUACUGAUAACUUAUAGAUAUGGAUAUAAAAUAUUUAGUCUACAUUUACUGUGUUUUUCUUUUUCUCUUUCUAUGAUUUGAUUACUGAACUGCAGCUAAUCAGGACACUCUAUGACAAUCUUUAAAUAAAAGUGUCAAGUUCCUAUUUGACCUACCCAUUAGAAACGUUUGUCUUAAUAAUGUCUAUUCCUUUUUCUUUUUUCCAGAUCGUGUUGAAGCUCAAUCAGAUGAUUGUGACGUUAGUUCAAGUAGCUCCAGCGAAAGCUGUGAAAGUGGAUGCAAUGCUAGACGUUGCGGUCGGUCUUGGCUGUCCCUUGGAGAGCUACUCAAAAGACUAAGUUGUCAGCUGUCUAAAGUAAACCCCAUGAACUUCAGUUGUUGUACAUUGUAUAUCUUAGGUGUUCUUUUACUUCUUGGUAGGUCAUAUAUCUUAGGUGUUCUUUUACUUCUUGGUAGGUCAUAUAUCUUAGGUGUUCUUUUACUUCUUGGUAGGUCAUAUAUCUUAGGUGUUCUUUUACUUCUUGGUAGGUCAUAUAUCUUAGGUGUUCUUUUACUUCUUGGUAGGUCAUAUAUCUUAGGUGUUCUUUUACUUCUUGGUAGGUCAUAUAUCUUAGGUGUUCUUUUACUUCUUGGUAGGUCAUAUAUCUUAGGUGUUCUUUUACUUCUUGGUAGGUCAUAUAUCUUAGGUGUUCUUUUACUUCUUGGUAGGUCAUAUAUCUUAGGUGUUCUUUUACUUCUUGGUUUUUUGUAUCUGUAUGGCUUAACACUUCUAUAUCAGCUUUAUAGACUGUUACGUAUAUUGGCUCAAACAUUUUUACCUUCUUCAUGGCUAAAGACCACUCAAGAAAUUGUUGAAGAAGCCUUGUACAAAUACAGUGCUGAUCGUUUAGGUAUAACUGAUUAUGCUCUUGAGUCUUCUGGUGCAACAGUUUUAUGCAGCAGUGAAACUUACUACUCCAAGUUCGGCAUGAUCUCUGUUUUCAAUUUACCUACCUGGUACCAUGCUUCAACUCCUAGCUCAGUCAUUCAGCCAGAUGUUCAGCCAGGCAAUUGUUGGGCCAUGAAUGGUAACUUUGGCUUUGUCACCAUACAGCUGGUUAUGCCAGUGGUUGUAACCGCUGUUACCCUAGAACACAUUCCAAAAGAAAUUUCUGUUGCUGGCAGAUUGGAUUCAGCACCCAGGGAUUUUAUGAUCAUUGGUAAAGAAAGAGGUUUAGAUUCACCAGAUGUCAUUCUUGGAUCAUUUACAUAUAAAAUUGGUGAAAAUCCAAUCCAACUAUUUCACAUAAAGGACCCAAACUGUCUGAUGAAAGAAACACCAGAGAAAUGUGGACCCAACAAACUUAUCAUCAGUAUUAUCACAUUAAAGAUUUUAAACAAUUACGGCAAUCAAGAGUACACAUGCAUUUACAGAUUUCGAGUGCACGGGAACCCACAGCCUUCUGCCUGACCUUGUGAACUCUGACCUCUGCAAUACAGUCAGAGCUGAUACUAAUUAUAGUCAUUGGGUCUUCAAAUACAUAUUGGCAUUUUAUUUCCUCAGAGUUUCAUCUAUUUCAGCAUCACUGUGUUUUUAUAUGUUCAUCUUAUACAUGAUGUAGUUGCUAGGAGCAGUUCACACUAAAAGGGAUGACAUUGUUAUAAAACAUUUACUCAUUUUAUAACCACAAUUUUUUACAUGACUUCUCACCCUUACAUUCUUGUUGAUAUUUACAAACCAAUGUACAGCAAUAGUAUACUUCUAGUUGGGGUGUCUUAAUAGUCUACUGAAGCAACUAAUUAUGUCACUCUACUUCCGAUGGCAUCAAGUAACAGACUUGAUUCUCUCUUUUCAUUACCAUACCAUGACUUUAGUAUUAUUACCAUUUGAACUAAGCAUUUAUACAAGAACUGCGAUAUUUUCUGCAUUAGUGUAAGUCUAAUGUUUAUUCCGAGUCGUCCUUCUAUCCACUAAGUGAAUAUUUCACCUUCUUCCACUGUUUUGUAUCCUGUGCUACCAAUGUAAUGUGACCUGCUGUGCAUUAUGUUCAAUUCUCUAUACACACUCAUAGAUUCAUAAUUAGGAUAAGUUCAUUUUGCUAAUAAAUAUUUAAUACUAUUCAACCAA
Messenger RNA from Biomphalaria glabrata, 2275 nucleotides. Its product is annotated as SUN domain-containing protein 2-like. Gene Ontology annotation, molecular function: protein-membrane adaptor activity. NCBI's taxonomy places the organism in Eukaryota, Metazoa, Mollusca, Gastropoda, Planorbidae. The record is from RefSeq and is a predicted model, not a curated record. The coding region runs from base 533 to 1618 and encodes 361 amino acids. The transcript has 12 exons. Gene Ontology annotation, cellular component: meiotic nuclear membrane microtubule tethering complex; nuclear envelope. Gene Ontology annotation, biological process: nuclear envelope organization.